Messenger RNA from Oncorhynchus gorbuscha (pink salmon), 3126 nucleotides. RefSeq names its product mucin-5AC-like. The record is from RefSeq and is a predicted model, not a curated record. Lineage: Eukaryota; Metazoa; Chordata; Actinopteri; Salmoniformes; Salmonidae. The transcript is spliced from 2 exons. The coding region runs from base 258 to 2018 and encodes 586 amino acids.
GUCAAGUGAGGCAAGAGAAGGUUCUGUAUAAUACCAGACUAGGGCCUCGCAGAAUUCUACAGUGGCUGCUUUCUGUGCUUCAUGUACAGCAAACUAAGGGGACCUCUUCUAGCUGAGACACACCAACUCAUAUAGGCAUUCUGCUUUUUGUGAACUUGGAGCAGGUUAAUGAAGGCCAGGAUUCUAGGGUUAAAUCCUGUGUAGGCUCUGUCAGUCAUCAGGACACACCAGAUUUCAGAGGAUAACAGGAAACAGCAAUGGAGGGAAAGAGUCUUGUUUUUGUGUUGUUUUUGUGGAUGCUGUCACUGGGACUGAAUAGCACAGUGACACUUCAGCCUAACAGCCACUCCACCGACUUCAGGAGCAGUGAGGUUACUGCAACUUCAGACACAGUUUCACCUUUAGAAAUGGCACAAGAGCACCUCAACAAUGCACCAGAUGAAGGAAACUAUAGCACCGUAGCACCUUCAGUUGAGUUGAAGUUCACAGUGAAGAGUAAACGACAGACUCCAGAUCAGGUGUCCACCAGAUAUAUCAGCUCUUAUCUGCCUUCAAUCCACCCUUUGAGUACGAGAACAAGGAAGAACUCCCAGUCAUCUCAGGACCGCCAAACAACCAAAUAUAAAAACAACUCCACGGUGGAGAUCACAGCAGAUGGAGCCGAGGAAACUUUACCCACUAUGGGGAAUCAGCCUCCGGUAAGCAGAGUUACACCCUCCGGCCAGGGCAAAGUUAGUCCAACAGCAUCACCUAGACCUUCGGAGUUAUCCUCUCAAACAACCUCACCGACAACAAAUCAACCAACAGAGAUCCAAACAGGGCCUGGUCCAACCAAUCUUCCGAUGUCGCAGUCCAACGACUCCACAGAGAGGAUCCGACCCACGCCAACUGGUGUUGGAUUUGGAGUGACACCGACUAGAGCCGAAUUGACUUUGAACACAGGUAGGAAGGCUCAAGUUCCCAGCACCCCCUCCCAGGCCCCAGUCACAAGCAGGAAAUCAACCCCUUCACACCCCACUGAAAGAGGUCCAACAGGCCUAUCUGAGCUGCCUAGCACUGCCACUUCACCCGCCACCCUACCUCCCUCUAUAGCCAUGACCAAAUCUUUCACCCACAUCUCCACUCCAUGGACAUCGACCCAGCCCGCCAAGACCCUUGCCACCACUGCAGCCUCUGUUACUGCUAGUAUUGCCGUUACCAGCACUAAGGGCCAAUCCCCAAUAAUGGUCCCCACUACAAAACAUGUCGCUGCUGCCACCACCACCACGACAAAAAAUAAACCAAAGCCACCUCCGUCAAAACCGGCAAACAAAGACAAGAGCAAAACGACGGGGAACCAUGGCACAGUGGUGGCUGUACUGAUUGGUGUGACACUGGUUCUGAUGUUUGUCAGUUUUGGGGUCAUCUUCGUGAGGAAGCGCAUACAUCAGAGGAUGCAGCUGCAGAACACAGCCUGGGCCGGCCCCUCUCCGUUUCUGGACAGUGGAGUCCAGUCUCGACUGGAGAAUGACGAUAGCAGUGACGUCCACCUGAGGGGCUCCAAUCGAAUCUCCUUCUCUGGCUUCCUGUCUCAGCGACUCUCCAAGAGGCUGUCUCUGCUCCAGGAGACUGACGAGGAAUUCCGGAUGGGUGAGAUUCCGACAGGAAGUACAUUCGGAAGAGAGACCGUUUCAGAUGAUGUUCAACUGAGUAACGGGACUGCUGCAGUGCACAAAGAAAAUACCCAGAUUGAGGUGGUGCAACCUCUGGACAACUCGUCAUCUCCUCCUCCACCGACGUCUUCAGAGACCACUGCCACAGCACACACCAAUGACCAUCAGCCUCCUACCUCCUUGCAGGUUGUUGAUCUGGGGCCAGACAAUGAUCCAAAUUCCUCUCCCUCUCAUACACCACCAGAUAUCCCAGAAGCUAUUCCUCCACCACUGUUGGAUGUUUACCUGGGUCCCCCCUCAGACCAUGCCAGCCCCCCUCCACCAGAGAGCACAGACCUUCCAACCCCACUCCAUGACCUGCCUUAACCAGUCUCCAAGCAGAUAGUAACACACAGGAGACCCAUUCUCCUACCCCUCUACCCAACAAAGGAAACCACUCCCGCCCAAAAACAACUCAAACUGAUGCUCAUCAGUGUUCCGCUUACUUCAUCUAUACCUCUUUCUGAUGAAACAUUUCAUGAAUUGGAUUUUCAACUAGGCCUGUAGCCAGUUUGAUUGUCAAAACCGAGCCAAACCAUUUCCCUAUUUAACGGUAGAACUUUGACAGUGGCCACAAUAAUGUGAUUUUUAACACAUAAUACCAAAGAAAGACCACGGGGAUCAAGACAUCCAAAUGUACACUGAGAAAGCUUCCCCAAAUGUUUUGAUUCAAGUCAGAUCCAUAUUCAUUCAGCCUGACCAAUCUGUAGCAGAGAGAUUGAUUUGAUGCUACAACAAUUGCUUUUUCUCCCGUGUACUUUUUGGAGGAAAACACAGUGACGUAAGGGCCUAAACAUCAACAUCAUACCCAGUGGUGAGAUAAUUCAGAGAAGGAUGUACUGCUGAAGUAAUGUAAUUCUGUGUGAGCACAAGUAAGACAUUUCCAGUCACAGCAAAAACAUUUUUUUUUUUAAAUAAACAUCGACCCAGGCUGAGACAUUCAUUGGGCAAAAUGGUGAGAGAGGAAGUUCUAAAAGGAAAUGAAACGAAGGGGUGAAUUAUAUAAUUAAACUGAGAAACGAUAGAUAGAAAGGGAUAAAAUGCAUGUGAAAAUUAGAGAAAGAGUGAGCAGGGAGUUAAGUCUCUCAGUGGGGCUGGCCCGACACCGUUAGUGAGUGGGUUACUGCAGUGUUGCAGUCACUCCUAGCGUAUUUCAGAGCUGUACAUCAGUACACUAACCGUAGAGAGAGCGGACAGGCCACAGAGACAGAAAGAGGGAAAUGUCAGACCCACAAAUAGCGCCUCAAUGUCUCAUCUGAAGAGAAACCACAGAAACAAUAAGAUGGGAGACGGAAAGCAACAACCACACACAAUUAUUUCCAUCUACACAUAUUCUUAACUGUUGACAAAUGAGAGUUGUGAAAUGCUCAUUGUUCAUCAAUCAUGUAUUUAUGCAGUAAAUCCGCUGACAUGCAAUAAACCCUCCGAGGUUAAA